Molecule: messenger RNA, 372 nt
Organism: Knipowitschia caucasica
Lineage: Eukaryota; Metazoa; Chordata; Actinopteri; Gobiiformes; Gobiidae
Source: the annotation of a GenBank genome assembly
AUGACGGUGGUGUCCGGCAGAGAAGGCUCCAGGAGCGGCCUUGUGCCUUGGCUGCUGUCGGUGCUGUGUUCUGCGGCGGUGAUGGCCCUGCUGGGGUGUGUAUGCGCUCUCCUGUACCCCGUGCUCAAAGAGCUGCGUGAGUUGACAGUGAGAGGAGAAGAUGGGGCCGAACAGAAGAUGCUGGGUUUGUGGAGCGUCUUGGUCAUAUCUGUGGGCGUGGCCUCUCUUUGCUCCGCCUCUUCCUGGGUCCUGACUCACCUGGACUCCGCCCACAGCAGCACACAGGACAGAGACGAGGCCGGACUGGGACGCGGGAUGGCGGCGCUGAACGGCGUGAUGGCGAUGGCGACGGUCGUUUGGAGUCUCAGCUGA